Molecule: messenger RNA, 586 nt
Organism: Cuscuta europaea
Lineage: Eukaryota; Viridiplantae; Streptophyta; Magnoliopsida; Solanales; Convolvulaceae
Source: the annotation of a GenBank genome assembly
GUAAUAUCAAAUAUUUGUUUUGCUUGAACAUCGACUGAGAAGAUGUGUAGAACUGCGGCGCCGGCGGCGCCAGUGGCUGAGGGCAGAACUGGCGGCGUGGCCGGUUUGGGUUCCAUUAAACUUCUUCUUGUCAUCUGGUUUGUUGUCAGCAUCAGCAUUGUUCUUGGCGUGGAUGCAAGUGGCGGAGGGAGGUUGAAGACGGUUGUUGUCGUCAGCAAUAACACUCCGCCGUCGCCAUAUAAUUACUCGGCGAUGCUACCAAAGGGUGGAGCGAUUCCGCCGUCGGGGCCGUCACCCGGUAAUAAUCGCAACGCCGCCCCUCGGCUUGCGUCUCCAGACCCUCCGCCCAGUAUGAAGCAGCACUGAGUUCGGUCAUCUUAUUCAUCAAGCAAUGGAUUAUCUUUAUUUGCUCUUUUUGAAUGAAUGCCCAACGCGCCCCAUGCCAGUCGUAUUUUUGUUAAUUACCAUCGUAUUCACAAAUGAUUGUCUUUUAAAUCUUCACUUAAUUACUUUAGCUACACAUUUACAUAUGAUGAUUUGAUCAAAUCUAAGUUAAAGUUCUUUGAUACGUAGUAUUAGACUACAA